UACUGCCCUUCCGAAUAACAGUCGAAGAAGAAGAAGUGGGGCCAACAUAAUGGAGAAGGAAAUCAACAACAAAUCCCCAAAUCGAGCGUAAUAAAUUCUACACACUGACCAGUAAAUCAUCCGUAUCUACUCUGGAAUAGAAGGGAAACCAUGGCGUUUGUCACGGCUAACUGGAAUCCGCUUGGGGAGAAUUUUUACAGGAAAAUUGAGCUGUAUGAGAUGGGCUGGAAUCUGAAGGAUGGUCUCAGAGACUGUUUAAUAGCCGCGGCUCCAUACGGUGGCCCGAUCGCUCUCCUGAGGGAGCCACAGCGCCGCUCUCCUAGCACCCGACCCCAGUUAGAGAUCUAUUCUGCUUCUGGAGGGGCUCUCGCCAGCUUUCCGUGGAAGAGUGGUGUGGUGAAACACCUGGGCUGGACGGUGUGUGAUGAUCUCCUCUGCAUACAGGAAGAUGGCACUGUUCUCAUCUACGACCUCUUUGGGAGUUUCAAGAGACAUUUCAGCAUGGGCAACGAGGUGGGACAGAGCCAGGUUGUCGAGGCUAAGGUCUUCCAUUCGCCAUACGGAACUGGAAUUGCCAUAGUAACAGGAGCAUCCCGGUUUACCCUAGCAACAAAUAUUGAUGAUUUGAAGCUGAGGAGGUUACCUGAGGUACCAGGUCUCCAGGGGGCGCCAUCCUGCUGGGCAGUGCUUACCCAGGACAGACAGAGUAAAGUGCUGGUGGCAAACGGUGCUGAUCUUUUCAUCCUGGACUACGGCACCUGUACCGCAGUGACUCCUCCAGGCCUCUCUCCUCAGGCUAACAGUAUAAUACACAUGUGUGUGUCAUUCAGCUAUAAGUACCUGGCGCUGUUUACUGACUCGGGUCAUGUGUGGAUGGGCUCCACCAACCUGAAGGAGAAACUAAGCGAAGUUGAGACCAAAGUCAGAAAUCCACCCAGGCAGAUGGCAUGGUGUCGCCGGCCUAAAAGUCAGCAGGCCUCCGUGGUGAUCAUGUGGGAUCGGUACCUGCUUGUAGUAGGAUUGUGUAAAGACACCAUCCCGUACCACCUCGAGGACGACUCCGUACUAGUCCCGGAGCUGGACGGCGUUCGGAUUAUCAACGCCAUGAAUCAUGAACUGUUGCAGGAGGUGCCAGCUGCCUGUGAGGAAAUCUUUAAGAUUGCCUCUAUGGCUCCCGGAGCUCUGCUGCUGGAGGCUCACAAAGAAUACGAGAAAGAGAGCCAGAAGGCAGAUGAGUAUCUGAGAGAGAUUAAGGAUGAGAAUCUGUUAGGGGAGGCGGUGAGGCAGUGUGUGGAGGCAGCAGGACACGAGCACGAGGCAGAGACGCAGAAAACACUCCUGAGGGCAGCCUCUUUUGGAAAGUGUUUUCUGAGCAAUUUUUCUCCCGAGCCGUUCGUCACCAUGUGUCGAGACCUGCGGGUGUUAAAUGCAGUGAGAGAUUACACCGUGGGAAUUCCUCUCACACACACUCAGUUCAAACAGAUGACCGUCCAAGUGCUCACAGACCGACUAGUUUAUCGCAAGUUAUAUCCAUUGGCCAUCGAGAUCUGCCGCUAUCUGAAAACUCCCGAGUACCAGGGUGUGAGUCGAGUGCUGAAACACUGGGCCUGCUGCAAGGUGCAGCAAAAAGACGAGGCUGAUGAAGUCAUUGCCAGGACCAUCAGUUUAAAGCUGGGUGAUGCUGCUGGAAUCUCCUACUCCGAGAUCGCCAAUAAAGCCUACGAGUGCGGGCGCACUGAACUCGCUAUAAAGCUGCUGGAGUUUGAGCCUCGCUCUGGUGAACAGGUUCCUCUGCUGCUGAGGAUGAAGAGGAGCCAGUUAGCACUUAGUAAAGCAAUCGAGAGUGGAGAUACAGACCUCGUGUAUACGGUGGUGACGUACCUGAAGAAUGAGAUGAACAGGGGAGACUUCUUCAUGACUCUCAGGAACCAGCCUGUAGCCCUUAGCCUCUAUAGACAGUUCUGUAAGCAUCAAGAACAGGAUACGCUGAAGGAUCUGUUUAAUCAAGAUGACGAUCACCAGGAACUGGGAAAUUUCUACGUGAAAGCCAGUUACAAGGAGAAGAGGCUGGAGGCUCAACUGUCUUUAUUACAAAGUGCAAUGGAUGAGUACAACAAAGCCAAGAACGAAUUCGCUGCCAAGGCCACGGAGGAGGAGAUGCGUCUGUUGCGUUUCCAGAGGAAGCUGGAGGAGGAUAAAGGCGAGUGCCUCAUGGGUUUCUCCCUGCACGACACUCUGAGCACACUGCUGUCUCUGGGGAUGCACAAAGUCGCAGAGCAGCUCUACAAGGAAUUCAGAGUGCCUGAUAAGAGAUACUGGUGGCUGAAGCUGACUGCACUGGCUGAUAAAGCAGACUGGGAGGAGCUUGAGAAGUUUGCCAAAAGCAAGAAGUCCCCCAUUGGCUACAUGCCCUUCGUUGAAGCCUGCGUGAAACGAAACAACAAAUUCGAGGCCAAAAAAUACGUGUCUAAAGUCACACCGGAGCAGAAGGUCAAAGCCCACCUGGCAGUAGGUGAUUUGGAGGGGGCAGCAGAUGCAGCUAUUGAAAGGAGGAACGAUGGAGAGAUCAGCACUGUCCUGUCUCGCUGUUCCCCCGCCACAGACCGUGCCCUGGUAGAGCGACUUAACCGCGCCAAGGCCACUGCCACCAAAAAGUGAACCAGAACAUCACAUAGUGAUCAGAUCAGUGCUGAUCAGCUUCAGAGAGCUGAGUUUGUAAAAUGAAGUUUCUUCAGAAAACACACUCUGUGGAUUAAAAUAGUAAAAGAACAUGUCAAGCUGGUUUCAUUCCAGCUAUUAUUUAAAAGAAAAGUUACUAAGACUGCAGUUACUUUAUACGUGCUGUACUUGCUGCAAUUGUGAUUUAAUGCUCAGCUUUUUUAGUGUGCACAUGACAUUGCUGUACUCUUUUAUGUUUGUUUAUAACUUGCAAUGAAAUAAACUGCUUAAUUAAACUGUAA
This is a messenger RNA of Clarias gariepinus (North African catfish), 2960 nucleotides long. RefSeq names its product VPS16 core subunit of CORVET and HOPS complexes (gene vps16). NCBI's taxonomy places the organism in Eukaryota, Metazoa, Chordata, Actinopteri, Siluriformes, Clariidae. Gene Ontology annotation, biological process: vacuole fusion, non-autophagic; intracellular protein transport; endosomal transport. Gene Ontology annotation, molecular function: actin binding. Gene Ontology annotation, cellular component: cytoplasm; lysosomal membrane; HOPS complex. Bases 151 to 2658 code for a protein of 835 amino acids. The record is from RefSeq and is a predicted model, not a curated record. The transcript has 22 exons.